GCCGCACAACAAACUGUGCUGUUGAUUCGGAGAGAAAGCGAGACAAAAGAAGGAAUCAUUAAUAAAGAACUCUAAACUUUAACGCUGUAAUAAGAGUCAGUUUAAUGAGAGGGGUUAUGAGAAGGGUUCAGCCUGACCAUGCUGAGAUCCACCGGCUUCUUCCGUGGGAUUGACUGUCCGUUGUACAGUGCUGAUGGAGGCUGUAACAGACCUUACUGUCACUUCAGACACAAACACAGCAGAUACAGAAGCUCUAUCAGCUCCAUCAGCCAGUCUGAUCCCACCAAACCCAGAGAGGAACCAGCACAUCCCAGCGAGCAAGGCUACGAUCCUUUUAGCCCGGAGGUUCACCGCCCGGAGGAGCAGUGCGAUGGACAGACGGACCUGCUCACGGAUCCGGGGGUCAUGGAGCUGGAACUGGUCAACCGGGCCAUCCAGGCCGUCCAGAGCCAGAUGGAGGAGGACAAGAAGAAGCUCUCUCAGAUGGGGAAGCAGGGGUACAGUCCCGCCGGCGCUUCAUCCUCCUCGUCCUCGUCCCACAGCGCGUACGUUCCAUCCCACAGCGCGUACGAUCCCGGGAGCUAUCAGAUGUCCGAGAGCGCCGAGUACAACCCCACCCCACGCUCCAGGAAAUACACUGUAGACUCAGAGAGCGCUAACCAUGCUAACUCCAUGGAGUACGUUCCUACUGCCGUCUCCAAACCGGCGGUGAAGAGAGCCGCGCCCGCUCCUAAACACGCGUCCUCCUCAAAGAGUAAAUACACGCUGGACGAUUCCAAACCCCCCACCGACAUGGAGUACGACCCGCUCUCCAACUUCUGCGCUAAACCUGCCGGCAAGAGCGCCAGAGACCCGCCGGGCAAGCCGGCCGCCAGGAAACGGGCUCAGAGGCAGGGCGCCGACGAGGAGUACGUACCCGGCCCGAAGAAACCCAGGCCGGUCACGCAACCUCCGAAAUACACGGCCGGGUUCGACUCGGACGACGGAAGCUCCGGAAACGAGUACCGCCCGACCCCGGUGAGGAGGAGAAGCAGCGCCGACUCCAGGGGAGGAGACGCCAAAGAAACCGCGGCGGAGGGUUUCCAAUCUGACGGCUUCGAGACUCUGGAUUCGGAUCACGCGGACGACGAUAAAAAAGCCGCCAAGAACGGCAGCCAGAUCAAAAUCGACCCGCCGAGAAAGCUGAAGAGAGGAACGGUCGAGCUCGUGAGGAAGAGCAGCAGCCAGAAAGAGAAGAAAGGAAUUCUCACCGCGGAGAAGAUCAGCAAGAGUCAGGAGAGCCGGAAAAAGCCAGACAAAAGCCACGACAGGACGCCGGACGAAAAGAUCAAAUCCAAAGAGAAGCCUCCAGAGAAAUCGGUGAAGGACGUGAAGAGCAGGAAACCAGAGAAGAUAAAAGAACGAAGCCGCCGGGAGAAAGAGCGAAGCGGCGACGCCAAGAAGCCGGACAAACUCCCCCAGAGCGGGAAAGAUUCCGGCAAACACAAGGAACCGAGAAACGGGAAACUGGAGGGCGGCAGGUCGGACGGAGACGAGAAGAAGAGCAGGAAGAGCGUCUCACACCUGGAGACCAAGGAGACGAAGAUGAAACCCAAACCGCGCUCCCUGAGCCACGUCGAUCUGUUCGGAGACGAGAGCCCGGAGGAUGAGGAGGAAGACGAGCGGAUCGUCAGGAAGUCCGCCUCCGCGUUCAAACGGACCGAGAGGAUCGCGGAGCCCGCCGCCGCCGAGUCUUCGUCCGAGGAGGACGCCGGACCUGGACAUGACGACGGCGUGGACGUCUCCACGCUGCAGGAGGACGAGGACUACGACUCCGACCCCAUGGAGGAGUGUCUGCGGAUCUUUAACGAGUCCAAAUACGUCAAGACUGAAGAUAAAGGGAGGCAAGCGAAACAGGAGACGGAGGACGACCUGGACACACAGAACCCUUUAACCACGCUCCUCCCCGGCCAGAAGAAAAGAGUCUCACAUUUCAAAGCCAAAGGAAGUGCGGAGUCGUCGCUGAACGUCGUGCCGAAGCCCCAGCGCAGGCUGACGGCGCAGGAGAUGUGUUACCAGCGCAUGCAGAUCGCACAGCAGCAGGCGGCGCAGCUCGCCGUCGCAGCCGCCAAAAGUGCCGCCGCUGCCAAAAGUGCCGCCGCUGCCAAAAGUGCCGCCGGAUCCGGAUCCAGUUCCGGUUCCGGUUCCGGUCCCUUCUCCAGCUCGGCCGGCCAGGGCGAAAGGAGGCGGGUGAUGCACAGGCCGAACCCCGCCCUGAUCCCCGCAAAACCUGUGUCCCCCCGUGCUGUAGCGCCCCCCAGCGGAGCCGCACCGGAUCAGCUGACCGUCAGAGCACACACCUCCGCCUCCAUGCUGUCGAAAACCUCCGUCACCUCAUCACAGAGGAGAGUCGCUCACACCCCCACACUCAAGAGCGCCGCUAUGAAGCGUCCGGUCAUUCCCACAGAAUUCGGAGCAAAAGUUCCAACCAACGUACGGCAGCGCUACCUCAACGUCUUCAUCGACGAGUGUCUGAAGUUCUGCACGUCUGAGGAGGAGGCCUUCAACACCGCUCUGGACGAGGAGAAGCUCGUGUAUGACAGGAGCAGCAGUAAGAACAUCUACCUGAACGUGGCGGUGAACACGCUAAAGAAGCUGCGCAGUAAGAGUGCCACGCCCGCCGCCACCCGUGCCCCGUCAAAGAAGAACGCCGUUCUGCGUCAGAGUCACGAGGAGGUUCUGGGGGGCCGAGCGGCGGCGACGACCAGCUACACCGUCAACCGUAAGGGUAAAGCACAGGAAGUGGAACUGAAAGGUGCUGCCCUCUACAGGAAGUUGAAGGCGUACGUCAUGAGUGAGGAGCUUCUUCAGGAACACGGUUACCCGCGACCACACCCCGAGCGGCUGGGCAGCGCCAUCGUCUUUAACGUCCCCGAGAAGAAGAACACUGACCCUCUGUCCAAGGUCUGCUGCCUCUGCGGAGCCGGGUACAAGGUGAACGCCAAGGGCAGCGUGGUGCGCAAAGAGGAGUGCCAGCACCACUGGGGGCGACUACGCCGCUGCAAAGUAUCUGGAGGUUGGGAGACUCAGUACAACUGCUGCAGUGGUUCGGUGGGGUCCGCUGGAUGUCAGACGACUAAACAACACGUACACGACGGCCGUAAGGAGUCGCUAGACGGCUACGUGAGGACGUUCAAUAAAGCCGCCCCGGCCGACGGGAACGCGGGCGUGUUCGCUCUGGACUGUGAGAUGUGCUACACUAAACUCGGCCUGGAACUGACCAGGGUGACGGUCAUCGACUCCACGCUGAAGGUGAUUUACGACACGUUCGUCAAGCCUGAGAGUAAAGUGGUGGACUACAACACACGGUUCUCGGGUGUGACCGAGGAGGAUCUGGAGAGCGCCACCAUGAGGCUCAGAGACGUGCAGGCUGUUCUACUCAACAUGUUCAGUGCAGAGUCCAUCCUGAUCGGCCACAGCCUGGAGAGUGACCUGUUCGCCCUGAAGCUCAUACACAGUGUGGUGGUGGACACGGCGGUGGUGUUUCCUCACCGGUUGGGUUUACCGUAUAAACGAGCCCUGAGAAACCUGAUGGCCGAUCAUCUGAAGCGCAUCAUCCAGGAUAACGUGGAAGGUCACGACUCCAGUGAAGACGCCGCCGCCUGCAUGGAGCUCAUGAUAUGGAAGCUUAAAGAGGACGCCAAGGUCAAGAGAUGACUUCCUCCUCUCCCGUGUGAGAGAUUAAAAGAGGAGUCAUUAUACAGGAGGCGCUGCUGCUGCUCCUCUCUCUCGGGUCUGUGUGGGGUCCGUUUGGGCCCCGGAGGGACGAGCGAUAGGGAGGAUGAGGGGCCGAGGGGGAGGAGAGACGGUGAGAGACGACGAUUCUGUCGGUGGAUUCACAUCAACAUAAAAAACUCGGUCUUAAUGGCACUCGCUUCUGGAACUCUCUCUGCUCACCAAAACAUCAACCUGUCCAAAUAAUAAUGACUCACUGAUUCAGUAAUUCAGUGACUCAGCAACUCAGUGACUCAGAUUCAGUGACUCAGUGACUCCGCAACUCAGUGAUUUAUUUAUUUCGAUCCUUGUGUCUGACCUGUGUUAGGUGUGUUGACGCUCUGACGAGGUCUCUUCAUGUUGCAUCGUAUUAAAUCAUUAAUUAAAGCUACUAGACGAUGACGACGGGUGUCGGGUAACAACCACAGUGCAGUAACUCGUGCCAGGAUUCACUUACCAGGGCUGCACAGCAUAAACAAACAUAAUAUUUACACGCCUGCACACUGGGAUUCACGAUUCACCCCUAAAAUAAACCAGUAAUUAUUUCAGCUGCUGGGUUUGAAUUCUGGUUCCAGUCUCUGCUGGAGGUGAAAGGUGGAAAAAUCAUCUCAGCUGUACAGUAGCGCCCUCUGCUGGCCAGUCGAGGCUCCUGUGCUAGUACCCGAUGAUCUGGAAAGCUGAUUCAGCUCGCUCGAGACUUGCAGGUGAAACCAUGUGACCGAUGACUUUCCAUGUUGGACUCGUUCUUUCGGUUUAGUCGUAGCCGGUUCCUCUUCCUCUGCUGGAGACCCCGAUGGUGUACGAGGAGGGUAUAUUUUCCUGACACGCCCUCCCUCUGCCACGCCCGCUUCUUAUCCCCCCGUACUUCGGUGGAUCGGUGCGUGAGCUCGGUCUCACACAGGGAGAGUCACGCGCUGAUCUCCACGUUCCUCCACUUCUGUACAGGAGUCUCGGCCUACUAACCAGGGUCCUUACACAGCCUCCAAGACCCCGCCCACUUUCUUUUUAGUCCCGUCUUUUCCCACCCAGCAGACUAGCGGCUGAUUUUAUCUGCUGCAGGGUUAGAAUUUCCCGCUGCUCCACCUACUGCAGUAAAACAGAAUUGGUUUAUAUUGUGCAGCUCUGUGCUUUACUCGUACCCGUAUUUCUGUUUUAUUAUUAUUACUUCAGUCUUUAGUUUUGCUGAAGCUUCUGUUACUGGCGGAUGUGAGGAGUCAUUUAUAGGAUCAGUGUUAAGCAGGACUGACUGCAGUUGUGUUACGUUUUUGUUGAUAUGUGGCAGCCUGUCGUCUGUAUGGAACAAAAUUUUCACACUGACCAGUCUGAGCUCACCCAGUUCACCCAGUAUGGAACGUUAACCUGCCCUGUCUCGGACCCCCUGUGUGACUGACUGGUUUAUCUUAAACCUCACAGCUGUAAAUAUAUUUUCUAUCUCAUUUAGUUUCCUAUUAAACAACUAAAAUCAAAA
This is a messenger RNA of Trichomycterus rosablanca, 5221 nucleotides long. It is a transcript of the gene rexo1, whose product is annotated as REX1, RNA exonuclease 1 homolog. Gene Ontology annotation, cellular component: nucleus. Gene Ontology annotation, molecular function: nucleic acid binding; exonuclease activity. Lineage: Eukaryota; Metazoa; Chordata; Actinopteri; Siluriformes; Trichomycteridae. The record is from RefSeq and is a predicted model, not a curated record. The coding region runs from base 139 to 3696 and encodes 1185 amino acids. The transcript has 17 exons.